Pseudocercospora fijiensis CIRAD86 is the source of this 585-nucleotide messenger RNA. RefSeq lists its product as uncharacterized. The record is from RefSeq and is a predicted model, not a curated record. Gene Ontology annotation, cellular component: TRAPP complex; cis-Golgi network membrane; cytosol. NCBI's taxonomy places the organism in Eukaryota, Fungi, Ascomycota, Dothideomycetes, Mycosphaerellales, Mycosphaerellaceae. Gene Ontology annotation, biological process: endoplasmic reticulum to Golgi vesicle-mediated transport; intra-Golgi vesicle-mediated transport. Bases 1 to 585 code for a protein of 194 amino acids. The transcript has 3 exons.
AUGACAUCAAAGGCAGCCCGCCUGGGCGAAGAGACUCGAGUCGAAAAGAUCAACGCCGAAGUAGUGACCCUGACCUACGGAACGAUUGUCGCCCAGCUAUGCCGCGAUCUGACUGUCGCCAAUACUGCCCAAAAGACCGAUUACGCUGCCGUCAACCACGAGCUCGAUCGAAUGGGCUACAACAUGGGCUUGCGUUUGGUAGAAGAUUUCCUGGCCAAGUCGAACACAGGUUCCUGCUCCAACUUCAGAGAAACAGCAGAGAUCAUAUCGAAGGUCGGAUUUAAGAUCUUCAUGAACAUUACACCGACGGUCACGAAUUGGAGUCAGGACAAUAAAGCUUUCAAUCUGGUAUUUGAGGAGAACCCUUUGGCGGACUUUGUGGAGCUUCCCGAUGAUGGGAGAGCACAGGACGAAUUAUGGUAUAGCAAUAUACUAUGUGGGGUCAUUCGAGGCGCCCUUGAAAUGGUCCAGAUGCAGGUCGAAGCACACUUUAUAAGUGAUGUGUUGCGCGGCAACGACACGACUGAAAUGCGCGUAUCACUGAUACGUUAUAUUGAAGAUGAAAUGCCACCAGAUGAUGAGUGA